This is a messenger RNA of Pseudovirgaria hyperparasitica, 1719 nucleotides long. RefSeq names its product P-loop containing nucleoside triphosphate hydrolase protein. Gene Ontology annotation, biological process: DNA-templated DNA replication; DNA repair; regulation of DNA repair. The record is from RefSeq and is a predicted model, not a curated record. Bases 1 to 1719 code for a protein of 572 amino acids. NCBI's taxonomy places the organism in Eukaryota, Fungi, Ascomycota, Dothideomycetes, Acrospermales, Acrospermaceae. The transcript has a single exon. Gene Ontology annotation, molecular function: ATP hydrolysis activity; enzyme activator activity; DNA binding. Gene Ontology annotation, cellular component: nucleus.
AUGGUGGCAUGCCCCAUCUGCGGCGAAAAAGUACGAGAAAAGGACAUCAAUGCCCACAUUGACUCGGAGUGCAAAGAAUACGUCAAUAUCGAAUCAGAGCUCCCACAAACGGCACCUCCAAGCUCGACGCAGAAGGCAUCCGGUGUUGCGAAUUUUUUCUCGACACAAACCCCUCGACGCGUCAACACUUCUUCUCAUCUGAAAAAUGGAUUACCUUCGUCGCCCUUGGCCCCGUCGCCUGCCGCCAGCCAACGACCACUGGGCCUGGCGCCUGCCAAUUCGAAUAAACGCUCGUUAGAAACAGUCAAUGGCGAAGAAGCAAAUGACGAUUCUAUACCAUCAGAACCCGUGAAGAGGCAACGGACAAACGUGUUCCAGAAGGUGGCUCCACUGGCAGAGCGUAUGCGACCACGUACGCUCGACGAAGUGACUGGGCAGGAACUUGUUGGCGCGACAGGAGUCAUCAGAGGACUCAUCGAGCAAGACCGUGUGCCGUCUAUGAUACUCUGGGGAGGACCUGGCACAGGAAAGACCACAAUCGCGCGUCUGAUCGCGAAUACUGCCGGAUGUCGGUUUGUCGAAAUCAAUAGUACAAGCAGCGGUGUCGGCGAAUGCAAGAAGCUCUUCGCAGAGGCCAGAAGUGAACUGGGUCUGACUGGAAGGAAAACAAUCAUCUUUUGCGAUGAAAUACACAGGUUCUCAAAGAGCCAGCAGGACGUUUUUCUAGGGCCUGUUGAAGCUGGUCAGGUUACGUUGAUCGGGGCAACGACAGAAAAUCCGUCUUUCAAGGUUGUCAACGCUCUUCUAUCGCGUUGCCGCACUUUCACGCUUUCCAAACUCACGGAUGCCGACAUCACGAGUAUCUUGAAGCGUGCUGUCGAAGUAGAAGGUGUCUCCUCUCCUCUACUUGACGUGGCUAUGAUUCAAUACUUGGCCGCAUUUGCUGAUGGCGAUGCUCGAACCGGACUAAAUCUCCUCGAGCUCGCCAUAGACUUGUCCCAGCGACCAUCAAUGACUGCAGAAUCCAUAAAACAGUCACUGACACAAACACUGGUCUAUGACCGCGCCGGCGACCAGCAUUACGACACCAUAUCAGCUUUUCACAAGUCCCUUCGAGGUUCGGAUGCAGACGCAGCUCUAUAUUACCUUGCCCGUAUGCUUCAGUCUGGAGAGGACCCACUAUACGUCGCUCGGCGCUUGAUCGUUGUUGCGAGUGAAGACGUAGGCCUGGCCGACAAUUCAAUGUUAUCGUUGGCGACUGCGGCGUACACGAGCGUGGAGAAGAUUGGCAUGCCAGAAGCACGCAUACCGCUUGCGCACGCCACGGUAGCUCUAGCCUUGUCACCGAAAUCAACACGUGCUUACAGAAGUAUGAACAAUGCGUAUGCGGCACUGCAGGAGCCUGGUGUCGCGGGGCUACCCAUCCCCUAUCACAUCCGAAAUGCACCUACACGCCUGAUGAAAGACAUGGGUUAUGGCAAGGAAUACAAGUAUAACCCAGACUAUGUCAAUGGAAAUGUCAAACAGGAGUAUCUUCCAGAAAAGUUACUUGGGAGAAAGUUCUUGGAAGUAGAUGAUCUCGGUACAAAGAUCGAUCCAGACCUUAAUGGUGCCCUUGAGGCUAAGGAAGAGUCACCAUGUGACAACAUCGAAGAAGAGGAAGAUGAACGACUGCAGCAGCUAGAGAAUCAGGAUCUCAUCCCUGAAGUUGACGGAUGA